Molecule: messenger RNA, 1497 nt
Organism: Purpureocillium lilacinum
Lineage: Eukaryota; Fungi; Ascomycota; Sordariomycetes; Hypocreales; Ophiocordycipitaceae
Product: strongly-conserved Zn-finger binding protein (TFIIIA)
Biological process (GO): regulation of transcription by RNA polymerase II
Cellular component (GO): chromosome
Molecular function (GO): chromatin insulator sequence binding
Source: RefSeq, a predicted model, not a curated record
AUGACCAAACGCGGCGCCUCAGAUGAGGCAUUGGGCGCUUCGCCGUCCAAGCGGCAGCAUAUGGAAGAUCUCGAUGAUGGCGACGACGACUUCACCCCACACACGCCGGCCAGCUCCAUAGUCGACGCCUCUUCGCCUGCCACGACGGCCACCACGCCGCGGGCCAAGUUCCCGUCCGACCUCAAGACCUUGGCAUGCACCUGGCCCGGCUGCCCGAAGACCUUUAACCGUCCGGCCCGCCUCAGGGAUCACCUCAACUCUCACACCAACUCGCGGCCCUUUAAAUGUCCGUACGACGGCUGCGACAAAGACUACAUAGAGGACAAGCACCUAAAACAGCACAUUAAAGCCUGGCACACACAGGAGCGAAAGUACGUCUGCCAGCGUGAGGGCUGCGGUAAGAGCUUCGUCACAGGCACGCGGUUGCGCCGCCAUCAGGCCGUCCACGAGGGCGCCGACCGCUUCCGCUGCUCCGACUGCGGCCAAAGCUUCCGCAAGAAAGAAACACUACACAAGCACGUCCGCAAGGACCAUCUCAACCAGCCCGCUUUCGAGUGCCCGGAGCCAGGCUGUGACGAGGCCUUCCCAUCGAAGCCAUCCCUCAAGAGACACCGCGACAAAGUGCACGGCGAGAUUAAGUUCUGGUGCAAUGAAUGCGCGGUUACGACGAACCAGGAUGGGUCAGAAGAGCGGGUCGGCUUCACGACGGAACUGCUCCUGCAGCAGCACGUGAAACAGGAGCAUCAAAACUGCAUCUUUUGCGAGUACAAGUCAAGCUCGCGGUGGGAGCUGGAGCAGCACGUCGAAAUGCGCCACUCGGGCAAGACUGUCGCGGACCGCAAGACGCACGCCUGCACCUACGAGGGAUGCGACAAGAAGUUUACGAAAAAGUCGAACCUCACCGCGCACAUCCGCACCGCCCACGAGGGCUUUCGCUUUGUCUGCGGAGACGUCGACCUCUCGGGCCCGGAUUUCGCAGCUUGGACCAAGGAUCAGGGCUGCGGCGACAAGUUCAGCACUAAGAGCAGACUGGAAGACCACGUGCGGUUCAUCCACCUCGGCCACCAGCGGCCCAAGCUCUCCAAGCCGGGCGGCUCCCAGACCGACUUCAUCGACGACAUCUCCGGCGCCGCGACGCAAGCCAAGCAGACCAUUCCCUGCCCGCACUGCGCCGAGACGUUCAUCCGCUACCAUGACCUGGACGUCCACUUGGGCAAGUGCCAUGACCCUUUGCAUGGGAACACGACCCCGGACCCGGCCUCCUUUCUCGCGCAAUCUCACGGCAUGAUGGCCUCUGAGCUGCACCAGUUCGAGCAGGACUACGUACAGUCGGCCUGGCCGCCAGACAUGCCGCACGAGGAAAUCUUCGCCGCGCAGAUGGAUUACGGGCCGCCACAGGACGACUGGCUCCAGGACGAGGCGAACAUUCUACUCCUCGCGCGUGAGACGCCGGGCCCGUUCGACCACAGCAUUGAUCCUACCCUGGGUGGAGCUUAG